Messenger RNA from Hirundo rustica (Barn swallow), 1586 nucleotides. RefSeq lists its product as uncharacterized. Bases 1 to 927 code for a protein of 308 amino acids. The record is from RefSeq and is a predicted model, not a curated record. NCBI's taxonomy places the organism in Eukaryota, Metazoa, Chordata, Aves, Passeriformes, Hirundinidae. The transcript has 5 exons.
AUGUGGGGGACCCGAACCCGGAAGAGGAUGAGCUGCCUCUUGCAGCACCUGUUACUCACUCCGGCAGAGGGGAAUAAUGCCAAUGAGGCCUGCAGCCGGGUGAGCCUGGGGCUGCCUGUGGAUCCUCCAUCCACGCUCAAGCAAAUCAUCGUGGCCUGCACCAAGAAAGCAGAUAGGUACCACAACCAGGAGAGGAGUGGAGUUAUCACUGUGUUCCUACCUAGGAGUAAAGAAAGGAGGCACUUCCACAAAGAAGCAAGACUGAAUUGCAAGGUGGACCCCAUUGAAAUGGCUCAACAGACGAACCCAAGAGCCCUGAGUUCCCCUUGGGUGGAAAGGGUUGAACCAGACAGCCAAACCCAGCCGCCUGCCAGACCUCGGCCAGUUAGAUCCCGGAGAAGAAGGCAGAGACAGACAGCUCCUGCAUCUCGAGGAGGAGAUGAGCCUAGGACCUUUCAAGUCUACAAAUUUAGCAGUCGUGCCCCACCUGUGAGUGCGCAUAAUGGUGGAAGCUCUCAGAUUCCUGCACUGCCUGAUGAUGGAAAUGUUAUGGGAAUGAUGGCUAGGUCUGCCAGAUACUGGGUGAGGCGAGAAACUCCUCGAUGCUGGGUCAGAGGCUGUACUUGUGCUUGUUCAGAGACUGAACUAGAAGAAGUUCAUCUUCCUAGGAGCCGGCUGUUGCCAAGUGAUCUAGAUGAAGACCACAGCUCAACCUCUUUGACAAGAGGGGGAUUAUUUUCAAGGGAUGAAGACAAUGAUGGCAGCGUUGGGGACACUGCGACAGCCAGCUCUUGGGCUGGUGUUAGAAGUGAUGAUGGUCCCAGGAGUUUUGCGGAGGAGUAUGCACUGGUUCCCUUAAGCAGACGAAAGCAAUAUACUGCCCAGACUUUUCAUGAGGCGGUAGAAAGAUUUUUAAGAGGGUUCUGAGCUUUGGCACAUCUGCUUUGAAUUUGGGAGCCAAAUCUGUGGAGAUGCAAAUGCCUGUCAUCAUGUGAACAGUUUACUGUAAUACAGGCUGAAGCCUGCAGGAAAGCCAUGAAGGCUUAAAUAGAGUAAAGCUCAGUAUAUUGCUCUUAGAUUGACAGACAACUAGACAGUUAUUUGCAUUCCAGUUUUGUCUCCUUCAUUUGUGUUGCUGCCUUCAUCAGGAGCUUAAAAACCUUUAGUAAUCAUAAAGCAUUUAAAAUGGAGAAAUUACUUUGAUUCUGAGCUAAUGUAAUGACUAUUUCUUCCUCAGUUUUAAGAGGUAGAGGCAAAAUGCAGAGUCUCUAGUAACUUCUUUAAGGAUAUUUGAAAUUCAAAGCCUUUGUUUAUGCCAGUGUUUUAUUUCACUAAAUGCUUUAAUUUACCCUAUAGAGGCCUAGAGCUUUUGGUAUUUUUUUGUGUGUGUUUUUUCUUUUAACUUGAUCUAAAUCUAAAAAUCAUACUGCAUAUAUUUGAUUAUUCGUAUAGCAGUUAUGUAUGAUAAUGUGAGAUAGCUGGAGCACAACCUGCUUAAAAAAUCUCACACCCUUUGGUUGUUAACUUGUUAUGUGAAUUAAAAAUUAAAAUAAAAAUAAAAAAUGUCUUCUGAGGAACCUACCAAA